Messenger RNA from Hibiscus syriacus, 2507 nucleotides. RefSeq names its product telomere repeat-binding protein 3-like. The transcript has 10 exons. The coding region runs from base 181 to 2211 and encodes 676 amino acids. The record is from RefSeq and is a predicted model, not a curated record. NCBI's taxonomy places the organism in Eukaryota, Viridiplantae, Streptophyta, Magnoliopsida, Malvales, Malvaceae.
GAUUGAAUAUCAUUUGGGUUUGUUUGGCUUCUAAGAUCUUUGUUUCUCAAGAAAUAUUUUCAGGCAAUUUUUCAUUUUCUAAUUGUUUGCUGUACAUUUGUAUAUUGGGUUUUCAAGAAACUGAAGAUCGUUUCAGUUUAAAAGUGAAUUUGUAACUAUACAUGCCUGUUAGCCUUAGAUAUGGUGUUUAAGAAAAGGUUAGAUUAUGGAUUUACCUUCAACGUCCCGAACGUGCCCCGUGCCCCUCGAUCGAAUCGGAGGUGUCGGAAUAAACAGGUAGUCGAGGACAGUCAGAUUUGUGCAUUUGAAUUGUUAGCGUCUUUAGCUAGGAAGUUGUUGCUGGAGAGUGAGAGUUCGGCUUCGAGCAAUGCAUCGGAAGGAUACCAUCAUGUUGGUAAAGAUGUCAUUAAACAGGAAAUUCAUUCCUAUGAUGAUAAACCGUUGAAACUCGAAAGUGAUGAGCAAGGAAGCCGAGAAUCAGAAGCUAGUGCUGCUGCCUCUGAGUCGACUACCGAAAAUAGUGACAAUGUGAAGGAAUUUAAACCUGCUGGAGAUGAUGCCUUUUUGGAUCGUGCUCAGAUUAAAACCCAGCCUGCUUGCUUGGAGCAAAUAAGUGGCGAUUUGAAGUCUAUAAUUCGUAAAGGCAAUGCAGCAUACGGGAAUUUUCGUGGUGACAUGGAUCAAUGCUCCCCUGAUCUCGGGGAUUUAUGUAAUGGUACCAGUGAGAAUGGGUUUAAGCAAGAUCGAGAUGCUAAGGUUUUGGACAUCGGGAAGUCGAGUAUCCCUAAUACUUGCCCCUCGAAAGAUCCAGUGGAAUCGCCUGUGACAUUUCCUUUUCCCGUUGAUUCCAAACUAGAUGUCAAAUUGCCCUCCCAGAGGGACCCAAUUCCUAAGGCUUCUUUUUCAAGACAUAGGAAUGAUAUUAAGUUAGGUAGUAGAGAUGAUGACGAAAACUUUUCUAGGUUUACUAGACUUAGCUAUAGGUUUAAGACUUCUAGGCCUCUGACACGUAUCGGGGAUCGAAGGAUAAGGAAGUUGCUGACAUCCAAAUAUUGGAAAGUAGCUCCAAAGUUGAAGGAUUUCGAACAUUCUAAAGCCGAUGGUGGAAUGAGUCCUCCAUACCGUAAGCGGAAGACCUAUAAUUACGACAGAUAUCAUUACAAUACGCACUACAAAAGGAGGAAGUUCUUUGACCGUAGCUCGAUAGUAACUUCUGAUGGUGGGAUCAGUAGUGAAAGUGUUUGUAAUUUACCAGAGAAGGUUGCGGAUGGAGACAAGGGUAGUUCUGCCUCAAUGUCGCAUGGAGCAUGUGGGAUACCCCCCUUGCUUACAGGUAACAAAGCAUCCCACCAGUCCAAGGAGUCUCACGUGAAAUUCAGAAUCAGGUCUUUUAGAAUCCCUGAACUUUAUAUUGAGGUUCCAGAAAGUGCAACCAUCGGUUCACUUCAGAGAACUGUUAUGGAGGCAGUGACUGCUUUACUCGGAGGUGGAAUCCGUGUCGGGGUACUUCUUCAAGGGAAGAAGGUACGAGAUGACAACCGGACUCUGUCACAGACUGGUAUUUCCUGCGAAGAUAAUUUGGAUUCUCUUGGUUUCACUUUGGAGCCUGGUCCUGUGAAAGCUCCUCCACCUGUGUGCUCAGAAGAACCGCCCCUUCCGAUAUCAUGUGAUAAAGCCCCUCAACAUUUAACAAGCGUUCCGGCCACUCCGGUUGUAGAUACAGAGAUUCCCGAUGUCGCAUCUGACCCACUUUUACUGACCAAUUUGACACAUCCUGUGGAUACUAAUCACGAACCGGUUACCUCCCACACUGACGAGCUACCUGAUCAAAGUCUGUCUGAAUCCAGAGCUAUAGUUCCUGUUUCAGCACUGAAUGUUGAGGCACUAGCCGUCAUCCCUGCCAGCCCAAAAGUUCGAAAAACCGAGCUUGCACAGCGUCGAUCUAGGAGGCCAUUUUCAGUCUUAGAAGUAGAAGCUUUGGUACAGGCAGUCGAGGAGCUGGGUACCGGAAGGUGGCGUGAUAUUAAACUGCGAGCUUUCGUGAAUGCCGACCAUCGAACUUAUGUGGAUUUGAAGGAUAAAUGGAAAACGUUGGUUCACACGGCGAGAAUUUCCCCACAGCAACGACGAGGGGAGCCGGUACCGCAGGAACUCUUGGACAGGGUCUUGGCUGCUCAUGCUUACUGGUCUCAGCAAUCAGCAUCAAGCUAAACAAGGCAAGCAUCAACCCGGGGCUUCGAGGAUCACGGAUGGGGAAUCCGAUGGAAACGGAGUCACAACAACGGCUCCUGCCGAUUCGUUGUAAAAAGAAGGUAAAAACAUUGACUAAGAACAGGGAGAAAGAAAGAAAACAUGUACAAAUUCGAUCGACGUUGUUGUUGUAAUAUUUUCCUCACUAGUACUCGCUCACUUUUGAUUCAUUUCCCAGCUUCCAAAACCAUUGAAGCCAUUGACAUUCUGUAAAUGAAAAUCGACGAAAAUAAGAUUGUUUCUAACCAUAUUUCUAC